Megalops cyprinoides (Indo-Pacific tarpon) is the source of this 2611-nucleotide messenger RNA. RefSeq names its product matrix metallopeptidase 24 (gene mmp24). Gene Ontology annotation, cellular component: extracellular matrix. The transcript has 9 exons. Lineage: Eukaryota; Metazoa; Chordata; Actinopteri; Elopiformes; Megalopidae. Gene Ontology annotation, biological process: proteolysis; extracellular matrix organization; collagen catabolic process. The record is from RefSeq and is a predicted model, not a curated record. The coding region runs from base 430 to 2250 and encodes 606 amino acids. Gene Ontology annotation, molecular function: zinc ion binding; metalloendopeptidase activity.
UAAGGAAAUAGGAGUUGCAACUGCCCAGCACUGGCAGUAUGGCUGCUCAGUUACUCCGAACGCAGUGCAACCCAAUUCUAUAAUUAAGUAUUUAGCUGUUGAGCCUAAUGCUCGCCUGUGGCAGCGCUUGCCUGCGAGAGUGUGGAACUGCGCGCUCCCAGCCUGUCUGUUGAUGCGAUGCGCUGCAAAAGCCCUCAGUGAGAACUGCUCGGCAGUUCGGUACACUGCCUCCGCUCCGCGUGCAGCUUUAAGAAACAGAGUCUGCGCAAUGGGGUCCCGAGUUUAGUGGUUGGUCUGCGGUGAAAAUUAACCAGAAAAAAAAACAUAAGAGAGAAUAAAGGAGAAUCAUUCUACCAAGGAAUAAAGAUCUGACCCAGGACUUGAGACUGGAAAAACGAGGCAGACUGAGGGGGGAAUUUGGGGAGAGUCAUGGCGGGGGUGGGAGUGAAGAGGAGGAAAGCGGGUCUCCCUGGUUUCUGCUGGAAAACCUGCUAUUUUCAUAUUUUAUUCUGGGUUGUCUCGGUCUGUGGUGAAGAGAAGACCUUCAUCGUUGAGACGUGGUUGAAGAACUAUGGCUACCUGCUCCCCCAUGACAUCCGGACAUCGGACUUGCGGUCGGAGAAAGCCAUGCAGUCUGCGGUCGCUGCCAUGCAGCGGUUCUACGGAAUCCCAGUCACAGGGGUGCUGGAUCAAACCACCAUCGAGUGGAUGAGAAAACCUCGCUGUGGGGUCCCCGACCAUCCCCGCAUCAGUCGCCGGAGGCGGAACAAACGCUAUGCUCUCACAGGCCAGAAGUGGAGACAGAAACACAUCACGUACAGCAUACACAACUUCACACCCAAAGUAGGGGAGAAGGACACACAGAAAGCCAUUCGCCAGGCCUUUGACGUGUGGCAGACGGUUACGCCGCUGACAUUCGAGGAGAUCCCCUACUCGGAGAUCAAGAACGAGAGGAAGGAGGCUGACAUCAUGAUCUUCUUCGCCUCGGGGUUCCAUGGCGACAGCUCUCCUUUUGAUGGUGAAGGAGGUUUCUUGGCCCACGCCUAUUUUCCUGGCCCUGGAAUCGGAGGAGAUACACAUUUCGACUCAGAUGAACCCUGGACAUUGGGGAAUGCCAAUCACGAUGGGAAUGACCUAUUCCUGGUGGCAGUUCAUGAGCUGGGCCACGCCCUGGGUCUGGAACACUCCAAUGACCCAAGUGCCAUCAUGGCUCCCUUCUACCAGUAUAUGGACACGCACAACUUCAAGCUGCCCCUCGAUGACCUUCAGGGCAUCCAAAAAAUAUAUGGCAUACCCACUGCAAUGUUGGAGCCCACCAGGCCUCUGCCCACACUUCCCAGCCGCCGGACGCACUCCACCUCCGAGAGGAAACAUGACAGGCAGUCCCGCCCACCACGCCCACCCUCCGGGGACAAGCCCUCCUCUCCUGGGACCGGCAAGCCCAACAUAUGCGACGGGAACUUCAACACUGUGGCCUUCUUCAGGCGGGAGAUGUUUGUGUUCAAGGAUCGUUGGUUCUGGCGCCUGCGCAAUAACAAGGUGCAGGAGGGCUACCCGAUGCAAAUCGAACAGUUCUGGAAAGGCCUUCCCCCUCGGAUCGAUGCUGCUUAUGAGAGAUCGGAUGGGAAGUUUGUCUUCUUCAAAGGUGAUAAGUACUGGGUAUUCAAGGAGGUGACGGCAGAGCCAGGAUACCCGCAUAGCCUGGUGGACCUUGGGAAUUGCCUGCCACGUGACGGCAUCGACACCGCUUUGCGCUGGGAGCCAGUGGGCAAGACGUACUUCUUCAAGGGGGACCAGUACUGGCGCUACAACGAGGAGAAGCGUGCCGCCGAUCCUGGGUACCCCAAACCCAUCACCGUCUGGAAGGGCAUACCCGAGGCCCCGCAAGGAGCCUUCGUCAGCAGGGAAGGCUUCUAUACCUACUUCUACAAAGGCAAGGAUUAUUGGAAGUUUGACAACCAGAAGCUGAACGUGGAGCCUGGCUACCCCAAGUCGAUCCUGAAGGACUGGAUGGGCUGUGACCAGUCUGAGGUGGAGAAGAACAAGGACCGGCAGCUCCCGCACGACGACGUGGACAUCAUGGUGACCAUCAACGACGUGCCCAGCACCGUCAACGCCAUCGCCGUGGUGAUCCCCUGCAUCCUGUCGCUGUGCAUUCUGGUCCUGGUCUACACCAUCUUUCAGUUCAAGAACAAAGGCGUGCAGCAGAACGUCACCUACUACAAACACCCAGUGCAGGAGUGGGUAUGACAGGCUUCGGCCCGCUGCCGACUGCAGAGACUGUCCAGAGGGCUACAAAAAAAUAAAAACAGCUGGAGCACCGUGUGACCAGUGCCUGCCUUGCACAACCUUAGCGUGAUGGGGGGGAGGUGUCAUUCUAGAGAAUCCGCCCCCCCCCCCCCUCCGCAAGAGAACCUAACGAUCAUUUGAGAAAUGUGUAUGUUAUUUAGCAUGAGCCGAAGCACAAAACCGGCCGGGAGGCCCUUGACUUGGAGAAAGCGAGAGUGUCCUCCCUUUCCUCUGGCCUUACGCGCCUUGUGUCCACUCUUUUAUCGGGCUGUUUCGCUCAAGUCUGUUUUCCACGCCAACGUCCGUGAGACUCCCAGCAAGC